Molecule: messenger RNA, 2439 nt
Organism: Arctia plantaginis
Lineage: Eukaryota; Metazoa; Arthropoda; Insecta; Lepidoptera; Erebidae
Source: the annotation of a GenBank genome assembly
AUGUUUAGUGUUGUACAGAAAACGAUCGUAUGUAACAUCUCAGCUGUGACUCGACUCACAGUGCUGUCUAUAAACAAGCCCGACAACCAUGCAAAUUUUUCCGUGACUCCUGUUAAUUCAGCAUUCUCACCAAAUCGAUCCUCUGGUCUUGAUUAUAUAAGAACUCGACAUCUCAAUAAGGGUCAGGCAUUUACUUUAGAGGAACGCCAGUAUCUUGGCAUAGAAGGUCUAAUACCUCCUGAUUAUAAAACUCAAGAACAACAAAUAGAAAUAUGCACAUUAGCAAUCGAAAGAUUUGCUGACCCUUUAAAUAAAUAUUUAUUUUUAAGUGAAUUACAUGAAAGGAACGAGAGGCUAUAUUACAGUUUCUUAGCAUCAGAUGUUGAAAAGUAUCUACCGAUAGUAUAUACGCCGACUGUCGGACUAGCAUGUCAAAAGUUUGGUUAUACUUACAGAAAACCUAAAGGCAUGUUCGUCACUAUAAGAAAUAAGGGGAGAGUUUUUCAACUUCUCAAAAAUUGGCCAAUUAGUGAUGUCUAUGCUAUUGUAGUAUCGGAUGGAGAAAGAAUAUUGGGCUUAGGAGAUCUAGGAGCUUUCGGUAUGGGUAUACCGAUUGGCAAGUUGGCGUUGUACACCGCGCUGGCGGGAGUUAAGCCACACAGAUGCCUUCCUAUUUUGUUGGAUGUUGGUUGUAAUAAUGAGAGUUUGCUGGUUGAUCCAAUGUACAUUGGUUUACGUCAAAAACGAAAGGCUGGUAAAGAAUACGAUGACUUCAUAGAAGAGUUUAUGCAGGCAUGUGUCCGGCGAUUUGGUCGACACAUAUUAAUACAGUUUGAAGAUUUCGCCAGGGAUAAUGCAGUUAAUCUUCUUCAAAAGUACCGAAAUGAUUACUGCGCAUUUAACGAUGACAUUCAGGGUACCGCAUCAAUAAUUGUAGCUGGUAUAAUUGCAGCUUCAAAAGCAGUAAACAAAAAAAUAUCACAAAAUGUAUUUCUCUUUUUGGGAGCCGGCGCCGCUGGUGUCGGUAUAGCAGAUUUAUUGGUUAUGAUUAUGAUGGAGGAAGGUAUAAGUAAGAAGGAAUGUGAAGACAAGAUCUUCUUAUUCGAUGUUGAUGGUCUUCUGGCAAAUAAACGGCCUGGCGGUGUACCUAAUCAUGCCAAGCACUUUGGAAAGGAUUUGGCACCUUCGAAAGAUUUCGCAGCGGCCGUUGUGAGCCUAAAACCAACAUGCUUGAUUGGUGUUUCGACAGUGGGCGGCGCCUUUACACCUCAGAUUUUAAAACAAAUGGCAAAAAAUGCAGAACGGCCAUUAAUAUUUGCUCUCUCAAACCCAACUUCGAAAGCCGAGUGUACAGCCCAAGAUGCCUAUGAUAACACAGAGGGUCGCUGCAUUUUUGCAUCUGGUUCUCCUUUCCCACCUGUUAAGUAUGGUGGUAGAGAGUACCACACGGGUCAAGGCAACAAUUCCUAUGUAUUCCCUGGAGUGGGCUUAGGUGUAAUAUGUGCUAACAUUUCUGUUAUAAGUGAUGCAUUAUUCCUUACGGCUGCCAAGGUUGUGGCAAAUAAUGUAACAAGCGAGGAUAUUAAACUUGGCCGUGUUUUUCCAUCCCUCAAAAAAAUACGGAAUGUGUCGCUUCAAAUUGCAUUAGCAGUUGCAGAAAAGGGGUAUCAAACUAAUGUUGCUGGUCUCAAUCCAAAACCAAAAGAUCUAGAGCAGUAUAUUAAAAAUGAAAUUUACAAAUUAAAAUAUCCUUGCCUCAUCCCAGAAAUUAUUAAGUAUCCCGAACAGGAGUACAAGAUGAAGUUGAACAGAAGAAAGUACAAGUUCCAUAGAGUCAUUGACAACUUCAUGAUUCAGGGUGGAGAUUUCACCAAAGGAGAUGGGACUGGAGGCCGAAGCAUUUAUGGUGAGCGCUUUGAAGACGAAAACUUUAAUUAUGGUGCUGGAUGGUUGUCUAUGGCUAAUGUUGGCAAGGACACCAAUGGAUCUCAGUUCUUUAUCACCACCACUAAAACCACUUGGCUAGAUGGCCGACAUGUUGUAUUUGGAAAGGUUUUAGAAGGCAUGGAUGUUGUACGUAAGAUUGAAAAGACUACUACAGGGGCUAAUGAUCGACCUGUUAAGGAUGUCGUUAUUGUUAACACCAUAGCAGAAGAAGUUGCAGAACCUAUCAGUGUCUCAAAAGAUGAUACUUUUAAAAUUUAUAAAGAUUCUGAAAAUAACACGAAGUAUCACUGCACAAGACUAUGUAAUCAAGCUCUAGGAGAGAAAAACAAAAACCUAUCUUCCUGUACACCUCCCGAGUGUGACCUAACUAUUGGCAUGAAGACAUACAUUGUAAAAGGACUUUUGACAAGAAGGUGUCUUUUAACUUGCGAAGUUAACUUAAAAGGUAACUCUGGGAUCGUUUUACUAUUGUGGCAAGAUAAAGAAGUGUAG